AUGAAUUGGGCAUUACUUCCAAAGUAUAGUGAAGAAUAUAUAAGAGGGGUGAAAGAUUUUGUGUCGAAUGGUUUUGCAAAUUUUGGUGUAGGAACUGAACUUAGGUGCCCUUGUAAGAAAUGUAUUAAUCGGUUCUGGCACUCACGCGAUGUCGUUCAAGAUCAUCUUAUAUGUCAGGGGCCAUAUCCAGAGUUUGUCAACUGGAUAUAUGAGAUUUCAACUUCUAAGUUCAAGAAAAUCAGUGAUACUAGUGAUGAUAUGGAGUGUGAUCAGGGGGGGUUUGGUUUGGGGGAUGAUUUUGAUGAGAUGAUCCGUAAUUCAUAUAAAAAUGACAUUGACACUAGUGGUAAAAAUCAGAUGAACAAAGAUGCAAUUAAUUUUUAUAGGCUAGUGGAGGAGGGCAAACAACCUUUGUAUCCGGGGUCGAAAACUUUUACUCGUUUAAGUUUUGUAGUUAAACUUUACAUGUUGAAGUGCACUUGUGGAUUUACCGAGUCAGCCUUUAGUGCAAUACUUGAGCUGAUAAAAGAGGCCUUCCCCAACUCAAAUUUGCCUCCUUCUUUUAGUGCUGCGAAGGGGAUGAUUAAAGAAUUAGGCCUUGAUUAUGAGAAGAUACAUGCAUGUCCUAACGAUUGCAUGCUAUAUUGGGCUAAAAAUAAAGAUGAAAAUAUAUGCAAAGUGUGUGGAGUUUCAAGAUGGAAAGCUGUAGAUAAUGAUAAAAAUGAUAUAUUAGAGAAGGAUGAUAGGAAACAAUAUAAAGUCCCUGCCAAAGUUGUGAGAUACUUUCCGUUGAAACCUAGGUUACAAAGAAUGUUCUUGUCUAAAGAAUAUUCUGAACUCAUGACUUGGCACGCAACGGGCCGAAUAAAUGAUGGAAAGUUAAGACAUCCUGCCGAUGCCAAGGGCUGGAAGUCAAUGGAUGCAAGUCAUCCAAAAUUUGCUCAAGAAAAUCGAAAUGUUAGGUUGGGGUUAGCGGCAGAUGGGUUUAAUCCUUACCGUACUAUGAGUAUAUCUCACAGUACUUGGCCUGUGAUGCUAGUUAAUUAUAAUUUACCACCUUGGUUGAUUAUGAAACCUGAGAAUAUAAUUCUUUCAACUCUGAUCCCUGGUCCUACACAGCCUGGUAAUGAAAUAGAUGUGUAUUUGCAGCCACUUAUAGCUGAGUUAAAAGAGUUGUGGGAAACUGGUAUAGAAACAUAUGAUGCCCACUUUAACAACACUUUUACCUUGCACGCGAGCCUGUUAUGGACAAUAAGUGAUUUUCCGGGGUAUGGGGUUUUAUCAGGUUGGACCACAAAGGGAUACCUUGGUUGUCCCGAAUGUCACUAUGAAACAUCAUCAACCUAUUUGAAGCACAGCCGUAAAGUUUGUUACAUGAGCCACAGAAAAUUCCUACCUCCUGAUCACAAGUUUAGAUUUGACACCAAAAGAUUUAACGGGGAAGUUGAAACAAAUCUUUGUCCUGAACCUUUAUCCGGAAAUUUCAUUGUUAGACUUCUGGGUAAAUUUAGGAAUAAUUUUGGAAAGCUGAAAGGUAAGAAAAAAGAUGCAGAUUGUCCUUGGAAAAAAAAGUCGAUAUUCUUUGAGUUACCGUAUUGGAGUGAUCAUUUAAUUAGACAUAAUCUAGAUGUGAUGCAUAUAGAGAAAAACAUCGUCGAUAAAAUCUUAGGAACUUUGUUAAACAUUGGGGGCAGAACAAAGGACCAUCUAAAUGCUCGUCUAGAUUUGCAGGAGAUGGGGAUUCGUAAGAUUCUUCAUCCUGUGAAAUCUGCUGAUAACAAUCACUUUGAAAUUAGGGCAGCUUGUUUUGACAUGACCAGAAAAGAAAAGGAAGACUUCUGUUCAGUGCUGAUGAAUGCUAGACUGCCAUAUGGAUGUGCGUCUAAUAUCAGCCGGUGUGUGCAAUUGAAUGAAAGAAAAAUUUCUGGUAACAGUCUCAGUACUGUUUUUGGGAUUUAUUGUGUUGUUGAACCUUUAUUGGUGGAUUGCUAUAUUUUGAAAAUGGUCAUGUCAAUUUUUUUUUAA
Molecule: messenger RNA, 2025 nt
Organism: Daucus carota subsp. sativus
Lineage: Eukaryota; Viridiplantae; Streptophyta; Magnoliopsida; Apiales; Apiaceae
Exons: 1
Coding region: 1-2025 (674 amino acids)
Source: RefSeq, a predicted model, not a curated record